Sesamum indicum (sesame) is the source of this 1087-nucleotide messenger RNA. Its product is annotated as ADP-ribosylation factor 1. NCBI's taxonomy places the organism in Eukaryota, Viridiplantae, Streptophyta, Magnoliopsida, Lamiales, Pedaliaceae. Gene Ontology annotation, molecular function: GTPase activity; GTP binding. The record is from RefSeq and is a predicted model, not a curated record.
AGAUUCCAGAAACAAAUUAAUAUGGAAAAAGAUCACUCUCUUCUACGUUAAUCACUCUCUCUCCUCAUUCAACAGAUUCUCUCUCUUCAACAAAAAUUCUGCCCCAUUACUUCUCAUAUUCCCAAAAUCAGCCCCCUAUACUAUCCCCUUCGGCUCGGGCAGGCCCUCCCCUGUUCCUCUGUUUCAAUAAUCCGCAGGAAGCAUAAGAGGGUACUGCAGUUUUGCUUGGAUCCGAUCUGGGUUUUUACAAUUUCAUUUAAUAGUGGUAGAACGGGAAAAUGGGAAUAGUGUUUACGCGGCUGUUCUCCUCGCUGUUUGGGAACAAGGAAGCUCGAAUCCUAGUUCUGGGCCUUGACAAUGCCGGAAAAACCACCAUUCUUUAUCGACUUCAGAUGGGUGAAGUAGUAUCCACUAUUCCGACGAUUGGGUUCAAUGUGGAAACAAUGCAGUACAACAACAUAAAGUUUCAAGUUUGGGAUCUAGGUGGACAGACUAGCAUCAGGCCAUACUGGAGGUGCUACUUUCCUAAUACUCAAGCCAUAAUAUAUGUUGUUGAUUCAAGUGACACGGAUAGGCUGGUGGUUGCCAAAGAAGAAUUUCAUGCAAUAUUGGAGGAGGAAGAGCUCAAAGGUGCUGUUGUCCUCUUAUUUGCAAACAAACAGGAUCUUCCUGGGGCACUUGAUGAUGCAGCAAUAACCGAGGCCUUAGAGUUGCACAGGAUUAAGAACCGUCAAUGGGCCAUUUUUAAAACUUCUGCUAUAAAAGGAGAAGGCCUCUUUGAGGGCUUGGAUUGGUUGAGUAACACACUUAAAUCUGGAGGUGCCUAAAUUCUGGACAAGAACGAGAAGGGGACUAUAGUUGUCAACGCUGAUCAGGAAAUUUUGUGACCGUUACUAGUGUCAGUUUGUUUUGUGAUUCAUUAGGACUUCAUCGAUGGACAGAUAGCAGAUAGAAUUACACGGUGAGUUUAAUUAGGAUACGAUGUGAAUCAUUUCUCAGUUCGAUAUUCUUAGCGCCUUUGUCUACUUCAUAGUUGUCUCUUGAAUAUUAUUUUUUUUCAGAUAUAGAUAUCAUUGUUUUCUCUCCA